AUGGAAUUUGCUGGGGAUUUCUCGUUUCUUUCCCCUAAUGACGAUUGGGAUGUGCUAGGGAAUUCUGUUAAAGAGGGUGUCCCUGGCAAGCAGAUCGUGGAUGAGGGUGUUCGUGCUGACGAUUGUGGUGUUGGAACUCGUAUCAACGAGGAAUCAGCGACGAAGGAGAAGUACGCGUCCAUGGGAGAAGUUCCCGCUCAGUCUUCCCCAGAGGAGUUUUUUCAAUCUUGGAUGCUUGAGGGUGAAGAUUUGUCUCCCGAAGACUGGGUUGCGGAAGUGUGGGAUAGAAACUUGAGGGCCUCGGAAAUUAAUCUCGUGGUAGAUCCUACCUAUUCUAUCGCCGAGAUGAUGGCUAUCGCUGAUGGGUACCAGUAUGGUUUUCCCCAGCAUCGGAUGUUGGAGGAAAAAUCUUUGAAACUAGAAGCUAAGCUUCGUCACAGGGAAGAGGAACUAUCUGCGUCUGAGGUGGAGAUAAAUGGACUGAGGAGCCUCCUUAAGGAAAAAGAACAGUUGGGUAACGCUGAGGAGAGUCUUCGUUUAGAGCUUGCUGCAGAUCCACCUAUCACCAUGUCAAGAAUUCCUGAAGAUGUCUGCCUCGAUAUUUUCUUAAGGCUACCAGUGAAAUCAUUACUUACAUCCACUAAAGAGUACAAAAAAAUACCCAAAUUACAGCUAAAAGGUUAUAUGAAGGACUACAAUCAAGGCGUCUGUGCGUUUGGUUAUGAUUGCAAGAAUGAUGAUUACAAGAUAAUAUAUGUCGUAAAAUUUAAUGGAACUAAUGACAGUUCUUUAGUUGGCGUCUAUAAUUUAGGAACGAAUUCAUGGAAAAUUAGUCGAAGGGUGCUUGACGGGUUUCCUAGUAGGCUUUUUAUUGGGGUGCUUGUUGAUGGAAAUUUCCACUGGCUGAAUCAGACACAUGAUAAAAUAAUCUCGUUAGAGAUCAGCGAUGAGAAAUUCGAAGAAUUGGAAAAACCAGAAGAGCUAUUAGAGAAAAAGCAUCGCUCCAUCACCAUCGGAGUAUUGGAAAGAUGCCUUGCUUUAGUAGUUAAUUUCCAGGUCCAAUUCGAAGUCUGGGUGAUGCAAGAGUAUGGAAUUCGAGAAUCCUGGACUAAAAGUUACAAAAUCGCCGAUAAUAGAAUUCAAAGUGACGUCCCGUAUACAAGACUUGUGUGUUCUUUCAGGAACGGUGAGGUUCUAGUACUGUUGGCAGCCUAUAAAUUAAUAGUGUAUGACACAAAACAUGCAAGUACCAGAGAACAAAGUAUGCUUGACAUAGCCUUCUACAAGAAUGCAUUGAAUUAUUUUGAAAGUUUAGUGUCACUCAACUCUGACAGUUAUGUAGGGCAGAAGAAGAAGAAGAUUAAGUUUAAAAUUAAUCCUUUUAAAAUAUUUUGUACUUGA
Molecule: messenger RNA, 1401 nt
Organism: Papaver somniferum (opium poppy)
Lineage: Eukaryota; Viridiplantae; Streptophyta; Magnoliopsida; Ranunculales; Papaveraceae
Product: probable F-box protein At1g14315
Exons: 5
Coding region: 1-1401 (466 amino acids)
Source: RefSeq, a predicted model, not a curated record